This is a messenger RNA of Dendroctonus ponderosae (mountain pine beetle), 2770 nucleotides long. RefSeq lists its product as uncharacterized. Gene Ontology annotation, molecular function: protein binding. Bases 202 to 1632 code for a protein of 476 amino acids. Lineage: Eukaryota; Metazoa; Arthropoda; Insecta; Coleoptera; Curculionidae. The record is from RefSeq and is a predicted model, not a curated record. The transcript is spliced from 6 exons.
UCUAAUGACUAAAAGAGACAGAAAUCCUUGUUCUAACGAUCUCGCUUGGUAUGAAUUUGCCGAAAGCCAAAGCAACGAUCAGUUGCUACGACCAAGCUAUUCAAAACAUGUUCCACGGGAUCGCUACAUAUUUGCGGCUUUAGUUAAUGCAGUUUAAGAAUUUCCAAAAUGUGUAACUAGACACACACUUGUGGUAGUGCGAUGUUUAUAGACAUAGAUCAACCAAAGGAAAAAUGUGAGAAAAAUUACUCCAGAUGGAACGAGUUGCCGGACUUGCUACUGGAGAAAGUUUUUUCAUAUCUGACGAUCAAAGAGCGCUACUAUGCGAGUUGCGUCUGCAGAAACUGGCAUCGCACAUUUUACCUGCCUUAUGUGUGGAGGCAAUUCAUUCUGGAAGACCACACUUUGACCAGAAGCAAAUUUAACUACUAUUUAGGUUGGCAAUAUGUUUUGGAUCAUCUUAGAACAUCCCUUUGUCUGCAAACCAUCGGAAAGAACAUUAAAAAACUAAUCAUAAAACCGAUGUUGAAUUUUUCGAAUUUGUACGAAUUCAUGAACAUCAUGUCCUGGUUCAUUGAGCAGCACGUGGAAAAUGACCCCAUGAAAAUGGGAGUGGGCAGCAAUAUUCUGUACUUAAAAUUCACAUUUCCGUGCAACAUGACCACCAGAGAUGACAUCGAAAGUGUGAGGCUUUUUGGGACUGGUGGAAAAUUAUUGGCUGGCCUAAAACGAUUGAUGGGAAAUUUCCCGAAACUGCAAACCCUAGAAUUGAUCGAUUUGAUGUUGGAGCCUUGUGAGGCGCAGUUUUUGUUGGACGAAGUGUGUCAGACCUGUUGUUUAACGUUAAGAAAGCUCAGUUUGAUCAACGUAACCAAAACCCCUUAUCAAGUAUUGCAUGUUGGAGUGUUUCUGAAUCUUUUCGAAUUACAUAUUAGCCCUCAAAACUUGGGAGACGACUUGGUUGAGCUUCUGGGCUUCACCCACUUGAAACACUUGCACAUUGUUCAAAACAGAUACACUACUGAUGAGGGAUUUGUGAAACCGAUCAUGUCAGCCAGCUGGAAGAAAGUCAGAUCAAUGAAUAAAGGAUUGGGGGUUCAUUUGGAGGUUGAGAGCAAUAAAUUCAAAACUGUGGUUUGGCAGGAAGGAGCGCCGGUCAGGAGUAUAUUGUAUGAUUCUCCGCAUAUUGGUGCGAAAGUCGACGUUCUCAUGAACACCAUUGAUUACUUUAAACAAGAAUUAAGAACAUACGGCCACUUGAACAUCCCAAGAUUCCACAUGCCCAAACAGUUCUGCGAGCGGAACGACGAAAACUUCCUCAUGCUUGUCAGGUCUUGCAAGUUCUUAUCAACUCUGGUAAUCACCGAAAAAAUCUCCACAUCGACUGUUCUGCUUCUGGCAUAUAGUGGGCGAAAUUUAAAGUGGCUGCACGUACGAGGGAACGCUGUAGUGCAAAAAUGCGACUGGCCCAAAAGUCCGGAAUGGUCCGAGGAAUUCUACAGUUGGUUGAAAUUUAACAGCAGCUCAUACGAGUUGGUGGAAAAGGAAGUGUCCCAAAUGUUCGGCUACAACUGGAAGUUCUUGAGAGACAAGGCAUUUAAAAUGCUUGAAGUAAAUUUGCAUGAUUAUUGACUAAGUGAUAAAAAGGGGCAAACCAAACGCAGGCUGUGCAUGUAAUUAUAUAUGAAAAUUUUCCAAGAAAGUAACCACAUUGAAUAAUAAGACAUUGUUAACUGUGACAAGUUUAGGAAUAACUAAACUAAAGAAAAUUUUGCAAAUAGUUGGAUAAUUUAGAACGUAUCAUGUGGACAGUAUUGAAAAAAUAUAAUACAAUUAUUAACAAUUUAAUGUCGCCACUAUAAAACGUUUGCUGGGGCUGGAGCUGGAGCAGACAUUAUAUUGAGAUAAACCAAAAGUUUUUCCGAUUUUCUCCGUCUUUUUCUCGAAUUGUUUUUACCAAAUAAAGAUGUUAUAUAUAUUUUUAAAGCUUUUGAACUGCUCUAUCAUAAUAUAUAUUAAAAUUUUCAAUUGGCCGUAUAUUCCUUUUUUUUACUUCAAUAAGAACCAUGAAAAAAUCUAAAAUUCGUGUCCUUUUACGCUAUUACUGGAAACAAGCCUUCAACGCAACUGCAGGAAAAAAGAAUAUAUGAGAAAUUGAUGGCGACAAUCUGGUUUCGGAUCGUACUGCGCAAAAUUGGUUCAAACGUGGAAUUCCGAGGCGUAAUUCAUUUUGAGCUGAUUCAAAUGGUCGGACUAUCGACGCAUACCUCUACUGCGCCCAACUUGAGCGAAUGUAUGCGGCACUUGGCGCAGAGAAAAUACCUCGCUUUGAUCAAUCGAAAGCGCGUACUCGUGCAACAAAACAACGCAAAACUCAGGAAAAAAAUUAAAUCUCGAGGCGAUUUAACUUCUUCCUUGUUCAGCGUAUAGUCCAAACCUUGUGUCUUCCGACUAUCAUCUCUUCCGCCCCAUGCCACACUUCCAGCUAUAGCUUCAAAUGGUCUUUACUUUGAAACUUAAUUGUUUGCAUUUUUGCUGUUAAAUUAUGUUUAAAUUUUUAAUAAAAAUCGGAAAAACUUUUGGUUUGCACUUACGAAGGAAACGUUUAAAAAUAUGCCACGAAACAAACGGAUUCGCAAAAUCCAAUAUCUCGUAUGUAUGUGAAUAUAUUCAUGAAUUCAAGAAUAAUAUCUGUGAAUUACCUGUCAAUUUCACUCAUAGUGUGGAAUAUUGAUGUACAUUUGAGAAUAUAAAUGUCCUAAAGUAUCCA